Messenger RNA from Schistocerca serialis cubense, 1902 nucleotides. RefSeq names its product synaptic vesicle glycoprotein 2A-like. NCBI's taxonomy places the organism in Eukaryota, Metazoa, Arthropoda, Insecta, Orthoptera, Acrididae. Gene Ontology annotation, molecular function: transmembrane transporter activity. The transcript has 12 exons. Gene Ontology annotation, cellular component: membrane. Bases 242 to 1627 code for a protein of 461 amino acids. The record is from RefSeq and is a predicted model, not a curated record. Gene Ontology annotation, biological process: transmembrane transport.
GUUUCUCGCCAUUAACGGUGCUCCGCGCGCGUUUCAUUACGAAGUGGGAAGCAACAUUAUCAAUUUUCACGUUCCUGUAGAGCUGAAGGAUGCUGCAGACUUUGAAACAGCUGCCUCCUUAACAGGGUUUGGCUUAUACAAUUACCUAAUACUUGUCACAUCUCUGGUGUCUUCCCUGUCACAUCAGUUUGAUGCUUCUUCAUCGUCAUAUCUUCUACCAGCAGCACAAUGUGAUCUUGAAAUGAAGCUGUCUGACAAGGGUUUGCUAAACUCUAUUUCAUUUGCAGGGAUGGUUGCAACAUCAUUUCUGUGGGGCUUCUUGUCAGACAUGUAUGGCAGAAGAAAGCUUCUAGUCAUAGCUUACCUGUUGGAUGGAACUGUAAAUUUUAUAGGGAGCUUCACCCAGAGCUUUGCACUUUUAGUAGCCAUGAAAUUUUUGAGUGGUGCAAUAAUAUGUGGACCAGGUUCAAUACAGAAAACCUUCAUAUCAGAAUUUCACUGUGUGAAGUAUAGGACUCUAAUAAUGAUGCUGUCAGGAUUUUUGUUUGCUGUUGCAAACAUCAUCAUCCCAGUUGUUGCAUGGCUCAUAAUUCCAAACCCAUGGUCAGUGACAUUCUUUGGUGGAUACAUUACAUAUAAUUCUUGGAGACUCUUUGUGGCUGUUGGCUCUUUUGCAAGCUUCCUGGCAGCACUUCUCAUUUAUCUGUGCCCUGAAACGCCCAAGUUUCUUAUGACAAAAGGUCGCACAGAGGAAGCAUUGGAAGCAUUCAAAACUAUGUACAAAUACAACACCAGAAAAAAUCCAGAAUCGUAUCCGGUUAAGAAGUUAGCAGAUGAAAGUUGCGUAAACAUGGAGUUAUCAACAAGCACUGACAAUAGAAAGAGUACUUGCUCACAGAUAAGGUCUGGUCUGGAAGAAGCAAAGCGACUGUUAGUGAAACCUUUACGGAAUAGAACAAUCAUGAUUGUCAUAAUUCAGUUUUCUACAUUACUCAGUGUGAAUACUAUACGUCUUUGGCUACCGCAGAUGUUUGCAUCAGCUGAGGAGUACAUAGAACACCACAAAUUUAUGAAUAACACUAAUGAAUCUGUGUCAAUGUGUGAAAUGAUAUCAUUUACUGGUGUUUCAACCUCUUCCACAACCUCAAAUGAAGAAUUCUGUGGAGUGGGUAUGCUCAAAAAUACUGUUUAUGUAAACAACAUUAUUGUUGCGAGUUCUCAGAGUAUCUGUUUCCUUCUUGCGAGUUCCAUUGUUAAAUAUCUUGGGAAAAAAAUUACCAUGGUGAUAGCUUAUGUUGGAGCUGCAGUAUGUUUAAUGUCAGCUUACUGGACUUACAGCCCCUCAUCUACCUUGGCCUGCUUGGCUCUCUUUGUGUCAUUUUGCAGUGUGAGCCAAAAUACAAGUUUAGCCACUAUUGUGGACAUGUUCCCAACAAGCAUCAGGACCAUGGCAAUGAGUCUCAAUACAAUGUCAAGUCGAAUGGGAGCUUUUAGUGGAAAUUUAUCAUUUCCAUACUUGCUGGCAAUUGACUGUAUAGCUCCAUUUUCCCUGUUGACUGCUUUAGUACUGAUGUGUGCUGGUAUCACUACACUGCUUCCUGAUACUAACAAGGUGUCUCUUCAGUAAUGUAACGCAGCAGUAUCAAAGAUGGCAGCCAGCAAUGACACAAUAUGGUUUUGGUUUCAUGACAGUGAUAGCUAUUUUAAGAACUGCUUUAAACCAAUCCCUGCUGGUAUUUUGGGCAUCAAGAAAAGCAGAGAAGAAAUAUGAAAAUAGAACAAUUAAUCUGUUAUUGUACCAACAAAGCAUAGUGAGAUUUAGUUCAUAUUUUACUUUAGCCUACACCUUUUCUUUCCAGGUUGUUUACAUUGUUAUUAAACUGCCUGCUAACAUAUUUGGUU